Molecule: messenger RNA, 3461 nt
Organism: Pyrgilauda ruficollis (rufous-necked snowfinch)
Lineage: Eukaryota; Metazoa; Chordata; Aves; Passeriformes; Passeridae
Gene: NCAPG2
Product: non-SMC condensin II complex subunit G2
Exons: 27
Coding region: 1-3435 (1144 amino acids)
Biological process (GO): mitotic sister chromatid segregation
Cellular component (GO): condensin complex; nucleus
Source: RefSeq, a predicted model, not a curated record
AUGAAACGCGAAGCAUUUUUGCAAGUUGUGUCUAAAGAGUCAAUUGAAGACUUCCUGCAUUACACUCAGAAUCCUAAAAAUACAUUUGAUCAUUUUGACUUGAAUGAACUACUUCAAGAAUUGCCAAGAAAGCAAAAAGAAGUGCUAUGGCAGAGACUGACACAGCUAUUGACAGAGAGCUUGAUGGAGAACCCUGUGGAAACAUGGCACAGGACUGGAGAUGAUAAAAGUGAUGAUGACAUGGAAGUUGAGCUAGUUCCAGAAAUGAAACAAACUGUAGCAGUGAUCCAAGGAGUGGCAGCUGUCGUUAUUGCUUCCAUACCUGCAGUGGAUGAAAAUGUAAACUACAAAGCUCUUGCAGAAUGCGCUUUUAUACUAAAUGGUAUUCUUCCUGCAUUACUUGCGUCUGAAAAAAUCCUACAGGAUGCUAUCCAGCAUGUGUGUGAAAUGUGGUGGGAGAAGGGGCUGGAUGGGAAGGAGCAGCUGGGGAAGACUCUGUUUGCCAUUCUACUGAGAAAAAGCCUGAAUAAAGCUGCUACGGGUGCAGAUGUAGUUCGUGUAUGGAAUCUACAUCAGACUUUACUUUGUUUUGAUUAUGAUUCAGAUGAGAGUAAUGAAGUCAAAGACUUGUUGCUUCAGUGUUUUAUGAGUGUAAAACACAUUAAGAAAGAAGAGGGAAGAAGACUCUUGAGUUUUUUGUUCAGCUGGAAUGUAAACUUCAUUAAAAUGAUACAUGGAACUGUUAAAAACCAAUUACAGUUCUUUCCAAGAUCCUUGGUGGAAUACAUUUCAGAAGUUUACUUCAGGGCCUGGAAGAAAGUGUCAGGAGAAUUCAUAGAGGUACUUGAAUAUAACUGCAUUCAGGAUUUCAUGCAUCAUGGAAUUCAUCUUCCCAGAAGUUCUUCUGUUCAUUCUAAAGUUAGAGAGAUUCUGAGUUAUUUUCAUAAACAAAGUAAAGUCCGUCAAGGAGUUGAAGAAAUGCUCUAUAGAUUGUAUCAGCCCAUCCUCUGGAGAGCACUCAAGGCCAGAAACUCAGAAGUUCGAGCAAAUGCAGCAUUUUUGUUUGUUGAUGCUUUUCCUGUUCGUGAUCCCAGUUUUACUGCUGAAGAGAUGGACAGGGAAAUUCAGAAACAGUUUGAAGAACUUUUUAGUCUCUUAGAAGAUCCUCAUCCAGUCGUCCGCUCUACAGGGGUACUUGGAGUUACUCAGAUCAUAUCCAAAUACUGGGAGAUGAUUCCUCCAACAAUUCUUGCUGAUCUUUUAAAAAAGAUAACUGGAGAUCUGGCAUGUGAUAUAACAUCUGCUGAUGUUCGAUGUUCUGUUUUUAAAUGCCUACCAAUAAUUUUGGACAACAAACUAAGUCACCCACUCCUGGAACAGCUCCUGCCUGCAACCAAACACAGUCUUCAUGACAGUUCUGAGAAGGUGCGAGUGGCAUUUGUGGAAAUGCUGCUCAAAGUGAAGGCUACCAAGGCUGCUAAGUUCUGGAAUAUCUGUCCCAUGGAGCAUCUUCUGUCUCGCCUCGAAGCUGACUCUCGGCCGGUGUCGCGGCGCAUCGUGAACCUCCUGCUGAACUCCUUCUUCCCCAGUGCCCAGCCUGAGGAUGUGUGGUGCGAGCGCUGUGUCACUCUGAUCCAGAUGAAUCCAGCAGCAGCCAGGAAGUUCUAUCAAUAUGCCUAUGAAUUCACUGCCCCCACCAAUAUAGCUAAAUUGAUGCUCACUAUUCGGCGCUGCUUGAAUGCCUGCAUCCAGAAAGCAAUGAAAAAUAAUCUUCAUGAUAGUGGGGGUGAUGAUGAAGAUGGAAAUGAAAAGGAGAACAGUGUGUUGGAUAAUGUGUUGUCAGUAAAUGAUGUGGCCAGCAUGGCAAGUUUGUUGGAGAUCACUGUAAUACUCUGGAGAAGCAUCCACAAAGCACUAGAUCACAAUGAAGAUGCCAAAGAUUAUGCUAUCAGGAAGUUUGCUUCUGUACUUCCUGAAUAUUUUAAAAUAUUUCAGGAUGAGCGGUGCAUGGCUCCACUGAUUAUUCUGGCAUCCUUUAUGCCCCCUGCUGCUAUUCCUACAUUCAGCUGUGGUGUGGUUUCCAGACUCAGAAAUAUUGACAGUGGAGCUGACCAAAACAAGUAUUCUAUCCUGAUCGACUGCCUGUGCCGCUGGGGUCAAGUGGGGCACAUUAUGGAAUUAGCCUGUGAUUGGCUGUCUGACUCACUCACCCCUACAAAGAAUACUAAAACAUCUGGGCGUCGUGUACGUAUCCAUAUAACACAGGAAUCAAAGCCAGACUUAGCAAUUGAUUACAUUGAGUAUUUAUUGACUCAUCCUGUCAAUUGUGGUUGCCUACUUUCUGUUCCUAAAAAUAAACUGAAGAAGCUUUUGAAAAUCCUCGGUGCUGCAAAGAGGGUUCUUGGCUCAAUUCUGAAAGGAAUAGAUUCUGGUGGCUGGAAUCAAGCAACCAGCCUAAGAGCCUUCAGCCUCUUUUGCAGAUUGGCUGUUCAUCUUCAGCACAAGUUUUCUGAAGAAGGAGAAGAUCACCUUUCACUUCUGACGAAGACAGGUGCUUGGAUAGAAAGUGAAGUUGUACCUUUUAUACUAGCAAGUGAUGAAGAGGAUGGUAUUUCGAAACAUAAUGAUGUUUCUGAAUUAAUUAUCCAGGUCUACCUGACAGUGUGUAAAGAUGUCAUAAUGGUGGGCCUGGGAAAUGUCAUGUUUCAAGCACACCUUUUAGAAAUGGCCCUUCAAAUUGUGCAAACAGAAAGAGGUGGCUUUUGUGCUCCAGUGUUGCUGUGUGUUCUAAAAGAAAUUAUUGAAGCUUCUUUAAAUCAGAAUACUGAGGCAGAGGAAGUGACAAAUCUUUUCCACACUCUACAGAGCGUCUUUCAGAAAAUUUUAGAAUGUAUGGCACAUAGACUUAAGAAAGGACAGGAAGAAGGAAUUCAGUUGAUUCACUCCAUUCAGAUACCUCUUGGAGAAUUCAUCCAUGCACUUCAGUGCUGGCAUUCCACAUUCCCAGCAGUUCACCAGGGGGUACUCUCCACUCUCCUGGCUGCAAUAGUAGCAGAGAUAAAUUGUGUGCUACAGAAGGCUUCCAGUGAAAAAGACUUGACUAUGCCAAAGAGUAUUUCAGACCUUCCCCCUCUUUCAAGCAGUUUAAUGACUGUAAUUAUGAAGUCAGUUAAUGUUGUCAGGUCAAUUUUAAAUGAAUUAAUGGAGUCCAUUCUCUCUGAAGAAAUUGAAGGGAUUUUUAGUCUAACAGCUACUGUCUGCAUUGUGAUUCUAAUUAAAGGUAAGCACAAAACUUCACUUCUAAAGGAUAUUGCACCUGCCAUUCAAAGGAAGCUGAUAAUAUGCAAGGAUGCUGCCACAGGAGAAUCCACAGGCAUUGAAAGAUUCCUGUGUGAAUCAUCUCUGAAAAUUUUGGAUGAGUUUUUCAAUCCUUGAGCACGCAGAAGCUUUUGUCAUGAAAA